AUGGAAGUGAUGGAAAUCGCUGGAAAAGGUCCACUAAGAGCUCCAAUAUCUCUUGCUCUAGAAAUGGAGGUGUAUGCGAACUCGAUCGAGUCGGUCUACAGAGGACUUGGUCGAGCUAGACUUACAACGGGUAGAAAGAGGGUUCAGAGGUCACAGAGGGUACAAGAGGAACCUGAGGUGCUUGUUGCUGAUACAAUGGAUGUACCAGAGGGGAAUGGAAACCCUUUGGGCAAUGGACUCGGUCGAGCUAGGCAAACUCGACCGAUUGGUCAAGGAGAUGCUCCAAACCGCCACCAACAGAGACAAGGGAUUGUUCCACCACCAGUGCAGAACCACAACUUUGAGAUCAAGCUGGGAAUGAUCAACCUUGUCCAGAACAAGAUGUUCCAUGGAUUGCCAAGUGAAGACCCCAUUGACCACCUUGAUGAGUUUGAUAGGCUUUGUGAUUUGACAAAGAUCAAUGGUGUCUCUGAAGAUGCCAUCAAGCUGAGACUCUUUCCUAUGUCUCUAGCUGACAAAGCUCACCAAUGGGAGAAGAGCUUGCCCCAUGGCACAAUCACCACUUGGGAUGAAUGCAAGAAGGCCUUUCUUGCUAAGUUUUUCUCCACCGGUCGCACAGCCAAGCUUAGAGGAGUGAGAUAUCCAGCUUCAUCCAGCGAAACAAUGAGACAUUCGCAGAGGCUUGGGAGAGGUUCAAAGGCUUGUGGAGAACAUCACCCUCUCAACAGAAGAUAUGGAGACAAUUAUGAUAGCAUUGACUGGAGCUCGACCGCUCACUCGAUCGAGUCCGAAGCUCAGAUGCGAAAAGACUUGCAGGCUCUCCAUUCGAAGAUUGACAAGCUGAUUGUAGCUCAAUUUCCUCCCAAAGAAGUCAACUCUAUCUCUGAUACAACUCAGGCUAUCAAACAGGAAGGGGAGGAGAAACACCAUACAAGCACCACUCCAACCAUAAGGAAGACCAUCUAUGGUCACACAUUCUACCAGGCACCUGUGGCUUACCAAAUGACUCAACACAGAUCCAACCAGCAAGGGCACCUUCCAAGUUUCCCACCAGGAUUCCCACCAAUGCCAUACCCAACUACACAGAGCCAAGAUUGGGAUAUGAAGGAUAUGCUCCAACAACUCCUUCAAGGGCAAGCCAAAGGAAAUUCAAUACGAAAAACAAAGUGUAAAUCAGGAGCCCAGAAGCUAAGAGAGAAGAAACGAAAAGAAGCAGAGGAUAAGGCUCACGCAGGUUCUCUCUUGAGGUUAUUUAAAAAGGCAAAAACUCAUGAGCGUGGUGGAAUUGUUGAUGAAAAUCCUACUGGUUUAGAAGAUGAUAAGACAGAGGAAAUCAUUGAUGAGCGUGAGAAAGAGGAAAACGAGAAGGUAUUGAGAGAAGAAGAAGAUGAUGUGGUUGUUGAAGAACAAGAGGGGAUUUUGGAUAAAACUGAUCCUGCAAAUUGGAAAGUAGUUGAUCAGAGUUUGAGAGACUUUCUAGUGACAAAAGGUCCUAUGAAAAGAGUACACCAUGACUACGACUUUCCGAAAAAUGGCCGUGGGAGACAUUUUUCUCAUAGGAUAAGGCUGAGCCAACAUGAAACUAGCCAUUGUCAUAUCGUGUGCAUGAGUCGGUGGAUGGAAUUGGAAUCGAGACUAAGAAGCGGCACGACAAUUGAUAAGGGUCUCCAAGAAGAUAUCAACAAAGUGAAAAACCAUUGGAGAGAGGUUCUAUUGAGAAUAUUUUCAUUGGUGACAACUCUUGCUAAACAGAAUUUAGCAUUUCGUGGAACUAAUGAGAAGCUUGGUGAAAGAAACUGUGGAAACUUUCUCACUUUUGUUGAAUCAUUUGGGGAAUUUGAUCCGGUCAUGCGAGAGCAUAUCAGACGAGCUAAAGACCGUAAGUCUCAAUAUCAUUACUUAAGCCACAGAAUUCAAGACGAGUUGAUUGUUACGCUAGGAUCUGAGGUCAAACUUAUGAUCAUCAAGAAGAUUCAAGAGGCCAAAUAUUUUGCAGUGAUUCUUGAUUGCACCCCAGAUAAGAGUCACAAAGAACAGAUGAGUCUUAUCAUCAGAUGUGUGGAUGUCUCCUCAUCUAAAACAAGAGUUGAAGAAUUUUUUGUGACGUUUGUGGAAGUUUCAGAUAAAACAGGGGAAGGACUUUUUGAGCUGCUUUGUAAUACUUUGGCUGCUCACAAUUUGAAUAUCCAGGAUGUGAGAGGACAAGGCUAUGAGAAUGGAUCAAAUAUGAAGGGAAAACACAAAGGAGUACAAAAAAGAUUGCUUGACAUCAAUUCAAGAGCAUUUUUCACGCCUUGUGGUUGCCAUAGUCUGAAUUUGGCACUUUGUGAUAUGGCCAAAUCUUCUACAAAAGCAAUUGCUUUUUUUGGAAUCAUUCAACGGAUAUACUAUUUGUUUUCAUCAUCUACGACUAGGUGGGAGAUAUUCAAGGAGAAGGUAGGAGGUCUCACACUUAAGUCAUUAUCAGAGACUCGAUGGGAAAGUCGUGUUGAUAGUGUUCGAGCAAUUCGAUUUCAGGCUGCAAAGAUAAGAGAUGCGUUGGAUUACUUGGCAGAACAUUGUGAUGAUCCUGGAGCUCGCAGCGAUGCCGAAUCUCUUGCUACAAGUGAAACACAUGGAAUUGGUGGAUUUGAGUUCUUAUUUGGUAUGGUAAUCUGGUAUGAUCUUUUAUUUACUGUUAAUACAGUAAGUAAGGCGAUGCAGUCUGAGCAUAUUGAUAUUGAUGAUGCUCUUGUUCAAUUAAAAGGGCUGGUUUCUUUUCUGAAAAACUACAGAGAAACUGGAUUUGAAACAUCAAGAGCAGAAGCGAUGAUUAUUGCAGAGUCUAUGGAUAUUGAGGCUAACUUUCCUGUGAAACAAAAGCGGAGAAUCAAGAGGACAAGGCAUUUUGAUGAAGAAGUGGAAAGAGAUGAUGAAUUCGAGAUGCUGAGUGAGGAAGAGAAGUUUAAAAUCGACUUUUUCAAUACAAUCAUGGAUCAAGCUAUAGUAUCUCUUCAGACAAGGUUUGACCAAUUUGAAGAGUAUGGAAAAUUGUUUGGAUUUUUGUUUGAUCUGAAGAAGCUUAAAUCUGCAACAGAUGAUAGUUUAAAAGCAUCGUGUAUCAAUCUUGAAACUGCUCUUAAACAAGGUGAGGUUUCAGACAUUGAUGGAUCUCACUUAUUCCUAGAGCUUAGAGUUUUAAGAGAUAUUUUGCCAAGCGAGAUCAAGAAGGCAGCUGAAGUGUUAGACUUUUUAAAAAAGUACGGAGGUGUUUGUUAUCCAAAUACAUGGAUUGCAUACAGAGUGAUGCUAACUAUUCCAGUUUCAGUCGCAUCGGCCGAAAGAAGUUUUUCCAAGCUAAAGUUGAUAAAGUCUUACUUACGAUCUACUAUGUCUGAGGAGAAACUGAACGGCUUGGCGAUGCUCUCAAUUGAGAGGGACAUGGUAGGAAAGCUUGACUAUCAAACUUUGAUGAAUGACUUUGCAGGAAAGACUGCAAGAAGAGAAAUUUUUCGAAAACGGUAG
Microthlaspi erraticum is the source of this 3504-nucleotide messenger RNA. The record is from the annotation of a GenBank genome assembly. Lineage: Eukaryota; Viridiplantae; Streptophyta; Magnoliopsida; Brassicales; Brassicaceae.